GGAGCACGCCACUGGCCGCUAUCUCCCCACAUAACCUUGUUGGCGAAAGUCAAAAUCUAGCGUAAUUCUAAAAUUAGUCAGUGCAAAUAUCGCAAAAUGCAACCUGUGGCUCAUUUGGUCAAAGUUUCGCUUCCUGAUUAUCUCUCCAACUUGCCAAUCCCUGACUCGAUCGGAGGAUGGUUUCGAUUAGGUUUCAGGGACUGGCUGGCCCUUGUGCCCCCCACCGCCGCCAUGGCCGGACUAACCUACAUUUCGUACCGGGCGUUCUGCCCCCAUGGGCGCCCCCCUGCCUCCGCCCUGAUCAACAAAUCGGUGCUUAAGAGCAACCCCAAGGUGGUGGACACGGUUGACAUUGAGGAUAUUUCGGAAAAAGCGGCCUUUUGUCGCUGUUGGAAGUCGAAAAAUUGGCCGUACUGUGAUGGGGCCCACGGCACGCAUAACAAGGAGACAGGGGAUAAUGUGGGGCCCGUUGUCGUCAAGAGGAAGUGAGGGGGCUGCUUGUAGUUACAUGUAUUAUAACAUUUUGGUGUAAAUGUAUUUAGUGCUUUUGGGCCCAAAACGUUGGCAUUGCUAAAUAUACUGUUUAAAUAAAACUGCAUUUUUACA
Molecule: messenger RNA, 606 nt
Organism: Tribolium castaneum (red flour beetle)
Lineage: Eukaryota; Metazoa; Arthropoda; Insecta; Coleoptera; Tenebrionidae
Gene: Cisd2
Product: CDGSH iron sulfur domain 2
Exons: 3
Coding region: 97-489 (130 amino acids)
Biological process (GO): regulation of autophagy
Cellular component (GO): intracellular membrane-bounded organelle; mitochondrial outer membrane
Molecular function (GO): 2 iron, 2 sulfur cluster binding
Source: RefSeq, a predicted model, not a curated record